Hippoglossus stenolepis (Pacific halibut) is the source of this 1479-nucleotide messenger RNA. Its product is annotated as tripartite motif-containing protein 16-like. The record is from RefSeq and is a predicted model, not a curated record. Bases 16 to 1464 code for a protein of 482 amino acids. The transcript has a single exon. Gene Ontology annotation, molecular function: protein binding. Lineage: Eukaryota; Metazoa; Chordata; Actinopteri; Pleuronectiformes; Pleuronectidae.
UGCCCUCAGUGUAGAAUGACCUUCACACCGAGGCCUGUCCUGGCGAAAAACAUCAUGUUCGCCGAUUUAGUGGAGGAGCUGAAGAAGACUGGACACCAAGCUGAUCCUGCUGAUCACUGCUAUGCUGGACCUGAAGAUGUGGCCUGUGAUGUCUGCACUGGGAGAAAACUGAAAGCUCUCAAGUCCUGUUUGGUUUGUUUGGCCUCUUAUUGUGAAAAACACCUCCUGCCUCAUUUUCAAUCAUCGCCAUUUAAGAAGCACAAGCUGGUGGAGCCCUCCAAGAAGCUCCAGGAGAACAUCUGCUCUCAUCACAAUGAGGUGAUGAUGUUCUACCGCACUGAACAGCAGUGUACCUGUUAUCUCUGCUUUGUGGAUGAACAUAAAGCUGCAGCAGAAAGGACUGAGAGGCAGAGAAAUCUUGGGCUGAGGAGACAAACAAUCCAGCAGAGACUCCAGGACAGAGAGAAUGAUGUAAAGCUGCUUCAACAGGUGGUGGAGGUCGUCAAUGAGAAGAUCUUCACUGAGCUGAUCCGUCUGGUGGAGAAACGAAGCUCUGAUGUGAAGCAGCAGAUCGGAUCCCAGCAGGAAACUAAAGUGAGUCGAGCCAAAGAGCUUCAGGAGAGACUGGAGCAGGAGAUCAAUGAGCUGAAGAGGAAAGACGAUGAACUGAAGCAGCUCUCAAACACAGAGGAUCACAACCAGUUUCUACACAAUGACCCCUCACUGUCACCACUCAGGGAAUCUGCACACUCAUCCAGCAUCAGUAUCCGUCCUCUGAGGUACUUUGAGGACGUGACAGCAGCUGUGUUACAGGUCAGAGGUUUACUACAGGACAUUCUGAGUGAGACAAAGACAAAGAUUUCACAGAUUGUGUCUCAAGUGGAUGUUUUACUGCCACACCCAGAGCCCAACACCAGAGCUGACUUCUUAAAAUAUUCACAGGAAAUCACACUGGAUCCAAACACAGCAAACAAACAUCUGUUAUUAUCUGAGGGAAACAGAAAAGUAACAGUAAUAAGUGAAGAACAGUCUUAUUCUAAUCACCCAGAUAGAUUCAAUUAUUUGUAUCAGGUCCUGAGUAGAGAGAGUCUGACUGGACGUUGUUACUGGGAGGUGGAGUGGAGAGGACGAGGAGUUGAGGUAGCAGUCGCUUACAAGAAUAUCAGCAGAGCAGAAGACACAUAUGAAUGUAUAUUUGGAUACAAUGAUAAAUCUUGGUCGUUAGAUUGUGAUAAAAACAGUUAUUCUGUUUUUUACAACAACAUCAUGACUCCAGUGUCAGGUCCUCCGUCCUCCAGAGUAGGAGUGUACCUGGAUCACAGUGCAGGUGUUCUGUCCUUCUACAGCGUCUCUGACACCAUGACUCUCCUCCACAGAGUCCACACCACAUUCACUCAGCCUCUCUAUGCUGGAGUUAGGGUUUAUUGUUAUGGAGUCACAGCUGAGGUGUGUAAACUCAAAUAGACUUGAGUCAUUAAA